Molecule: messenger RNA, 2373 nt
Organism: Arctia plantaginis
Lineage: Eukaryota; Metazoa; Arthropoda; Insecta; Lepidoptera; Erebidae
Source: the annotation of a GenBank genome assembly
AUGGAAGCUGUUCGACGAUCAUGGAAACUGCAGGAAUUUGUUGCUCACAAAGCAAAUGUCAACUGCCUGGCCAUGGGCCACAAGUCCAACCAGGUCUUGGCCACUGGUGGCGAUGAUAAAAAGGUUAAUUUAUGGGCCAUUGGAAGGCAAAGUUGCCUAAUGAGCUUGAGUGGACAUACAACUCCUGUAGAAUGUGUAUGUUUUGGUCAUUCAGAAGAUUUAGUUUGUGCAGGAUCACAAACUGGUGCCUUAAAAAUUUGGGACUUGGAAGCAGCUAAAUUGUUAAGAACAUUCACUGGACACAAAGGAGCUAUAAAAUGUAUGGAUUUUCAUCCAUAUGGCGAUUAUUUGACAACAGGUUCUUGUGACAGUAAUGUAAAAUUAUGGGAUACCAGAAAAAGAGGCUGCAUUGUGACUUAUGCAAGUCACCGUCUAGCUGUUAACAGCUUACAAUUUAGCCCUGAUGGACAAUGGAUCGCAUCUGCUUGUGAGGAUGGUUUGGUAAAAGUGUGGGAUGUUCGGGUGGGCAAAGUAUUGCAAGAGUUUGCAGAGCAUACUUCAGCAGUGACAUGUGUAAAGUUUCAUCCUCAUGAGUUUCUUCUAGCUAGCUGUGGUACAGACAGAACUGUUAAUUUCUGGGACAUGGAGAAAUUCCAACUAGUUUCUAAACUUGAAAAAGACAACACAUCUAUUAGACACAUGGUGUUCAGUGAGGAUGGCACAACAUUACUUGGAUGUGCUAAUGAUGGGUUGCAUGUAGUUGGAUGGGAACCAGCCAGAGUGUUUGACACUGUCCCUGGACAUUGGGGACAAAUUCAUGACAUAACUGUUGCACAAACUCAACUAAUAGCAGGAUCUUUCCAUUCAACUUAUGUGGUGUUAUCAGUUGUUGAUCUCAGCAAAGUUCAUCCAUUUGGAGGAUCUCCACCAGUUUCUGCACCAGUGGUGAGGGAUCUAUCACCAUUCCAAAAAGGCCACUCGGUUCGCAAGAGUUUUUCAAAAGAAAAACCACCUAAAGAAGUGAUCCAUAGACCAACAUUGCUCGACGAGAAAACAGCUGAAGAAUCUACUUCAGGAACUGAAGCGGAUGAGGAAUCAGGUGCUGUUAUAUCAAAUUUCAAUGAUUACACUGAAAUAUUUCGACCCGCUAGAACACUGAAUCGCACGCCUCCCCCGGCUACUAGCUUAACACUGGAAGAUUACACACCAGUGCAAGCAGCCUCACCCCCCCUGGAGAGCCCGCUGGGCAAUACCAUGCGCGAGCUGAUGGCGGGGGGGGCGGGCCCGGCGCGGCCGGCGCCGCAGCCCUCGCCGCCGCAGCGCCAGCGCGCCGACCACUACUCGCGCAUACCCACCUCCACUAAGGAACAUUACGUGGUUGUCGACAAGAAAAUUGACACCUUUGCCAGGGUGAUGGACAACACUAAAGAAAAUAAUGCAUUCGCGUCAUCGCAUACGUUACGGGACUAUACCGCCAGCCCGCUCACGUCGAACUCGCUUAACCGACAUAACUCCUACAAAGAAACAAAGUCUACUACUGAUUUGACAACGAGCAACCUUCGACCGAGUAACAGUGAAGUAUCCUUGGGACCGCCGUCUUUGGGACCUAGAUCUUUGUCGUUCACCAGGGCGGCUACUGCAGAGAGUACAAGGCGAAGAGUAGAAACAACCAGGGAAACCAUAACGGUAUCUUGCAACCUUGAAACUCCAGAAGCCGAGCCGGAAACAGAGUUCGUCCCUUACACUACCGACAGACCGGUCGGGCUUGAUCUCGAUGAAUUUUUACCUCGCACCAUGGCGGGGGGCGGCGCGAGGCGCGGGGCGCGCGGCGGGGUGGCCGAGCCCAGCGAGCAGGAGGUGCUGGGCGUCAUGAUGCGGGGACACGACUCCAUGAUGGCCGUGCUCACCGCCCGGCAGCGCGCACUACAGAUAUUUCAUUCCGUCCGUGUCAAUAAAAGUCUGAAGUGUGCAUUAGAAUCAGUUAUCGCACUGGAAGAUACGUCCGUUAUUCUUGAUAUUCUCAAUGUCAUGGCACAUAAACCGUCCUUGUGGAACUUAGACAUCUGCCUUCUGAUGUUACCAAAAAUAUAUGAAUUACUGCAGAGCAAAUACGAGUCAUAUAUGCAAUGUGGUUGCAAUGCCUUGAGAUUGAUAGUUCGCAACUUCUCCUCUGUGGUGCGAGCAAAUGUCAGUGCGCCAGUACGCACACUGGGAGUAGACAUUCCGCGUGAAGAACGUUACGCAAAGUGCAUACAAAUACACCGACUACUUCUUGACAUUCGGGCCUUCUUGCUCAAACGACAAACGCUCCAGGGUCGUCUUGGAGCAGCUUUUAGAGAUCUACACAAUCUUAUGCAACAAGGGCUUGACUGA